AUGGACCAGCAGAGUGAGAGCCCAAGUCUCCAGCAGCAAUGGAUCGACCAACGCAUCCAAGAAGCGGUCAAUGCGACUCUCAGCCCUCUACAGGACCAACUUUCCUCGCUGGUGGAGCAACUCGGGCGAGCGCAGCCGCAGAGCGCCGACUUGCAAUCGCCGCCAGUGGCACGAGGAUUGGGCGAGAGUACGCCUGGCUUGGGCACGCCCCUCCCCAAAACCUGCGAUACUGGAACGCGGAAACCGUUGCCUAACCCACCCAAGUAUGACGGCUCCCGGAAGAGCUACUCCACCUGGGCCAGACAGAUGCGAGACAAGCUGGACCUUGAUGCCCACUACUACAGCGGAAACCGCGAACUUUGGUACCUCAUCAACUCAUGUUUGGACGAGCGACCACAGCAAGUGGUCGCUACCUUUUACGCCGCGGGAGGCCCUGGGGGUAGCUACGAUCCCCAGGAGUUCAUGCGAUACCUCGACCGAACCUAUCAGGACAGCAACAUCCAAUCCCGCGCUGCUGCCACGCUGAGAACUAUGCGACAGCGCGAAGACCAACCUCUUGCGUCCUUCCUUCCCCGAUUCGAACAGGCAUUAGCUGAAGCCGGGGGAGCAGACUGGCCGGACAGUGCAAAGAUCGUAUUUCUAGAGAACGCAAUAAAUGCACGCCUCCAAGAGAGUUUGGUCACAGCCGUCCUGCCCGACGACUAUCAGGGAUGGCUUACGAGAGUUCAAGAAAUUGCGGGCAGAUUGGAGAGACUGAAACCCGGUAGGCAGCCGACUUCGACUGAGCGGACGCCUCAACAUCUAUCAAGGCAACGACCCAAGGAGGAACCGGAGGACCCCGACGGAGAUUUUAAGAUGACGGACAUCAACCGUAUUGGCCAGGAGUCGAAGGGUCGUCGACAUGUCGAUAAGAAGCCGAAGGACGAGCGCCGCUGCUAUCGCUGUGGUCGGAAGGAUCACCUUAUCGUGGACUGCCCAGCCCAGGUGGUCUUCCCCGGUGAAGCAAAGAAGGAUCGGACUGUGACCGCCCGCGUGAAGCAACCGGACGCUAGCAACGAUUCGGAUUCGGCCGCAACAUCCAGUGAAGAUGACGAGUCGAAGGGAAAAGACUAG
Molecule: messenger RNA, 1113 nt
Organism: Hirsutella rhossiliensis
Lineage: Eukaryota; Fungi; Ascomycota; Sordariomycetes; Hypocreales; Ophiocordycipitaceae
Product: pol-like protein
Exons: 1
Coding region: 1-1113 (370 amino acids)
Molecular function (GO): zinc ion binding; nucleic acid binding
Source: RefSeq, a predicted model, not a curated record